AUUUUUUCCCCUCUCUCUCCUCUGUCAGGGUCUCGGCUAGUGUGAUUUCUCUGUAAAGGGAAGCGAGGAACCUCGCAAGUCGUACUCGAUAUCGUUCGAAAUCAUCGAUCCUUCCGAAAAUAUUGGAGACAUUUGGAACAUUGGCCUCCAGUUUGAAUUUUGGUCAAGUUAUCAAAUUAAAGUACAAAAAGUCGGUAGAGGAUGGCCUGUAGGGGCUUCUGGGCGUGCCUUUUGAAGCUUCUGAACUUACUAAUGACCCUUGCUGGUCUGGCCAUGGUGGCCUAUGGAAUAUAUCUACUGGUUGAAUAUGACAGAGCUUCAGAGGAAAUUGCCGAUUCGCCUUCCAGUUAUGAUCAAACUGUAAUUCAAUUUGGCCGACCCAUCUUUACGGCUGUAUCACUAUCAGAUAGUAUCAGCUUGCCCAAGGCUUGGUUUAUUUACUUAUUCAUUGCCAUUGGAGUUGUUCUCUUUGUCAUUUCUUGCUUUGGUUGUAUUGGAAUUGCAACAAGGAAUGGAUGCUGCCUCUGCUGUUAUUCAAUUUUGUUGCUGUUGCUGAUCCUGGUGGAGCUUGGUUUUGCUGCCUUUUUAUACUUUGAUAAAAGCUGGGAAAAGGAAAUUCCAGCUGACAAAACUGGAUAUUUUGAAAUGAUAUACAAAUUCCUGCGAGAGAACUGGAAUAUUGUGAAAUGGGUUGCUCUUGGAAUUGUAAUCUUUGAGGCCCUUCUUUUCUUGUUAGCCCUCAUUGUUAGGGCCGCAAAUAGGCCAGCAGAUUAUGACAGUGAUGAUGAGUUCGUUAAUCCAAGGCACCAAAUGCGGCAGCCACUGAUAAACAGAACAGCAGGACCAGCAGCCGGUCCGCCAGUUCCCGGUGCAAUUGACCAGCGUCCUCCUGGCAGGAAUGAUGCUUGGAGUACUAGGAUGAGGGAAAAGUAUGGGCUUGAUACUUCGGAAUUCACAUACAACCCAUCUGAGUCACAAAGGCUCCAGCAAGGAAGCUCACAGCCAACUGAAGAAAGGAAACGCUGCACCAUCAUGUAAUCAUUUUGUGGAUUGCUGUCUAAACCCAUAUCGGGUUAACUUCCAAGGAUUGUUUUUAUGGACAUUGGCAUUGAGACUGGAAGUUUGUCAGUAAGGUAGCCUUUUGUUGAGUUUGUGUACAACUCGCAUUUUUCUUUCUGGAUCCUUUUAUAUUAUAUCACAUGGUAGCAGUAUCUCCGUUUUGUUGUGUAAUAUCCAUUAAGAUAUUGUGGCAUUGCUUGUGUAGCUUAGGAUAGUGAUGUAGUCUCCAAAGUGCAUGCUCUUUUAUUCUUAUUCUAUUUCUUUUUGCUUUUC
Neltuma alba is the source of this 1332-nucleotide messenger RNA. RefSeq names its product tobamovirus multiplication protein 2A. The transcript is spliced from 7 exons. Bases 202 to 1038 code for a protein of 278 amino acids. Gene Ontology annotation, cellular component: membrane. NCBI's taxonomy places the organism in Eukaryota, Viridiplantae, Streptophyta, Magnoliopsida, Fabales, Fabaceae. The record is from RefSeq and is a predicted model, not a curated record.